Messenger RNA from Babjeviella inositovora NRRL Y-12698, 855 nucleotides. It is a transcript of the gene RCE1, whose product is annotated as CAAX prenyl protease. Gene Ontology annotation, biological process: CAAX-box protein processing. Gene Ontology annotation, molecular function: metalloendopeptidase activity. The transcript has a single exon. The record is from RefSeq and is a predicted model, not a curated record. NCBI's taxonomy places the organism in Eukaryota, Fungi, Ascomycota, Pichiomycetes, Serinales. Gene Ontology annotation, cellular component: endoplasmic reticulum membrane. The coding region runs from base 1 to 855 and encodes 284 amino acids.
AUGAUCAGUACUGUAACGGCUAUUGCUCUCUCCACCGGCAUUUCUGUCUCAUACGUGCUAGGAAUCUAUCUCCAUAACAGAAAUAGCCACUUCCCCCGGGAUUCGCCGGUGACGAUCCGAAAUCGCAUUAAAAGUGUCUCCAUUGUCACACUCGCUAAUAUCAUUCUUGUACCACUCGUUCUCUGCUGGUUGGAUCCGUAUUACACGCUUCCGCAGGCAUUUUCCCGACUCGGCUUGAUCCCGGGAGCAUCCUUGCACUUUGGCUUUGAGUCUUUAGUAUCCUCGGUGGGGGAUGUCUUCAAAUGUUGGUUAUUGUUAGCAGUGUUGUACAUUGGCCCUAUUCUUGACUACACGCUCUUUGACCGGAAAUAUGCCAUGGCAGAUUUCCGCGACAACUUUACCACCCUCAUUGGGGUCAGAAACCACAUCGUUGCCCCGAUCACAGAGGAACUUGUGUACACUUCGUGUAUCCUCAACGUCUGUUUGCUCGCUAACAUGACUCUUCAGAACAUGAUCGUCUACACGCCGCUUCUCUUUGGCGUGGCGCACCUCCACCACGGUUGGGAGAUGCACCAAGCGGGGGGAACCUUGCGAAAAAUUGCCGUCAUCUGCACCUUUCAGAUGGCCUACACGUCUGUCUUUGGGAUGUUGACAAAUUUCAUCUUUUUGCGAACGGGCAGUGUGUGGUGCUGUGUGGUUGUGCACGGCUUCUGCAACUUGAUGAGCUUUCCCAGUCACGAUGUAUCCCCGAAAUAUGGCUGGGGAUAUGCGUAUUACGGGCUAUUGGUGUUUGGAAUUUACGGCUUCCGGCACGGCUUAUAUCCUCUCACAGCAAGUGAGGGAGCACUAAUCUAA